UCUCGGAGCAGGACGGAGCAGCCGUGCACUGCUUACAGAAGGAUCUCCACCUUGUCUUAAAAAGUACAGCGAUGCGACUGGUUCUUUUACUGAUGCUGAUGUCACUCUUAGAGGGCUCUUUUCACCAGAACGUUCUGGAAUCCAAAGCAACAAUUGCAGGUUCCUUCGCCCGACAGGGAAGGCAGCUGGGACGGAAUGGAAAAGAACUUCCUCGGACUCAUAGGAAAACAACGACGGCAAGAAGCGACGGAGAUGACGAGAAAGGAAAAAGACCUGACGACCAACAAUUGGGGGAAAAAGAUGGAGAAGAUGGGAUAGACAAGAAAGAGAAGAGUUUGAAUCAAUCGACUAAUAUGAUGAAAAGCAUGGGGGCCGUUAAUGUAUGCGAAGACAAAAUUUUGUUGGGUCAUGGUGAGUCCAUCAUCAUCUAUAGUAACAACGAUAGGCAAAAAGAAAAGUGCAAACAUAAAGUGAGGACACCGAAAGGCGCGACGAUCGGGUUUUCCUGUUUCACCUUCAACCUCAACAGCGCCGGCUGCAGAAGCGAAUUCUUGGAGAUUUCUUAUAAAACCGAUGGUCAAAAGAUAAGGCGAAAGUACUGCAUAACAGAGGCUCCCAAGAAAGUCUUUAUUCCAACGAACCAAAUGACCUUGAAAUACAAGCGGAAACCAUUAAAGAGUGACGAGUGUUCGGGAGGAUUUGUAUGUCAACUUUUCACAGCGGAAACUUCUCCAGAUAUAGCAAGACCUUACUGUGAUGGCUGUGGCCUCGUCUCCAUCAGCGUCUCCAACAACCGGAUCGUGAAUGGCAGUGUCGCGUCUGAUGGGGAAUACCCUUACCAGGUGGCGCUAAAUAUCAAAAUAGGCGCUGAGACAUUUACAUGCGGGGGCUCCAUCAUCAAGAGAAGGUGGAUUUUAACAGCUGCUCACUGCUUUUACGACAACAGCAACAACAUUGCAACAAGUAUAGAAGUGCGUUACGGUUCAAUAGAUAAGAGGUUGGGAACACCUCUAACAUCAACAAGUUUCAUUAUCCAUCCCGAAUACAAACCAGACGGAGACGCCAACGACAUAGGUUUGGUGAAACUUCCGGAAGCCUUACAGUACGAGGAGAACCCGAAUGUGCUUCCCAUCUGCUUGGCGUUGAAAGAAGACAACCGCUUCGAGGGGAAGGCUGUGGCCACCGGGUGGGGCGACACCUCUUACGAUGGUAGUCCCGUCAACAUCUUGAGGGAGGUUGAGCUGGAUCUUAUCCCCGUGAGUGUAUGUAAAACCAAGGCCAACUUACCACCUGACUCCAGCAAGGUCUUAUGUACGCUUACACCCUACAAGGACACGUGCCAGGGUGACAGCGGUGGCCCUCUAGUGGUGAGGAUUAACGAAAAGAGGUGGGUUCAGGUGGGCAUUGUUAGCUAUGGGUUUGAAUGUGCAAGACCUGACCAUCCCGGAGUGUAUACCAGGGUCUCUGCUUACUUGGAUUGGAUCUCCGCGAGCACGGGCGGGACUGACUGCGAUUCUGCAUAUCUGCGGGAGCGCCUUCUUCAGGAGCAGUGAUCAUCAGUAGCAAGGGAGCAGCAGUGAUCCCCGAAACUAGAUUUUGCACUGAAUUAUUUGUUGUCAUCAUAAUAGAAGAGAUAGAGAGAGAGAGAGAAAGAGAGAGAGAGAGAGCGCGCGCGCGCGUGUGUUUGUGUGUGUGAGCGAGUGAGCGAGAGAGAAAGCUAUGUAACGUACUUAGGUAUCUCUGUAACCGCAAAGUUUUACGUCUGAAUAAAAUGCAUUCCAGU
Messenger RNA from Penaeus chinensis, 1783 nucleotides. Its product is annotated as transmembrane protease serine 6-like. Lineage: Eukaryota; Metazoa; Arthropoda; Malacostraca; Decapoda; Penaeidae. The transcript has 13 exons. Gene Ontology annotation, molecular function: serine-type endopeptidase activity. The record is from RefSeq and is a predicted model, not a curated record. The coding region runs from base 72 to 1553 and encodes 493 amino acids. Gene Ontology annotation, biological process: proteolysis.